AUGAGUGGUACAGACUUCUAUGGAGAAGUGGUGAAUGCAAGCCCAAAGUCAACUUCUAGAUUUCUUUCUAUGUUAGUGCUAAAUGCUGGAUAUUUGGCAGAUGCCGAAUGGCAUGUCAUUGUUCUGAGAUUAGAGAAAAACAAUAUCACAGUGACCGUAGAUCAGGUGUUAACGUACAUUGAAGAGCCAGGAUUGACCACAGAGUUCGGCUAUGACAAUGUGAAGCUAUUUAUAGGAGGUAUCACAGAAAAGGAAAAUGAUUUAGCAAAGAAAAUAUUCCCGAACAAUUUCAAGGGCUGCAUAGACCAAAUCGCAACAGAGGAGCAGUCUUUUAUCACCAAUUACACCGGAGUGUACAGCGAAAAUAUCAAGUCGUGCCAAUUGUUCCCUUGAACACCAACUUUAUAAAAGUUUUUCUAUAUUAAUAGUAUGUAGUGUUGCCUUUUUAAUACUAAUAGUACAAAAUUUUUUCUAGUCUUUAUAUUAUAGAAUCAAAAUUGUGUGUUUUCGAUCAAAUGAUGUUGUAUAUUUUAUUAAGUUAUUAUAAGUGCCUAUGAUAAUUGUGUCCU
Molecule: messenger RNA, 569 nt
Organism: Hyposmocoma kahamanoa
Lineage: Eukaryota; Metazoa; Arthropoda; Insecta; Lepidoptera; Cosmopterigidae
Exons: 2
Coding region: 1-393 (130 amino acids)
Source: RefSeq, a predicted model, not a curated record